This is a messenger RNA of Fomitopsis serialis, 1698 nucleotides long. RefSeq lists its product as uncharacterized. The record is from RefSeq and is a predicted model, not a curated record. NCBI's taxonomy places the organism in Eukaryota, Fungi, Basidiomycota, Agaricomycetes, Polyporales, Fomitopsidaceae. The transcript is spliced from 8 exons. The coding region runs from base 1 to 1698 and encodes 565 amino acids.
AUGUCGAAAUCAGUUGUUGCGAUUAUGAAGCGUAAAGAUGGAUCACCCGCUACAUCCGGGCCAGCCGGUAUUUCGUCCGGACAGGCGAAUCCAGAGGAGACACGGUCGCAGGAGCUGCGUGACUUGCUCGGUUCGUUGUCGGAUGCCAGUGAUGUCGAGGAUGACCAAGCACCACUGAUCAUCCCACCGAGACCCGGUACACUUCCGCCCACCGAACCGGAUGCCAUGGACACAAGUCCGGACGGUGGCCCGUCGUCAGGCGGUGUAGAUAAUGGUGCCGGUGCUGAUGCCAUGCUCGUCUCCGACGGGGAAACCAAACAGGCGUCACCACCCCGCCGUCGGUUUGUCAUGCCUGUCCCUCUCCCGCGGCGAAGGCCUCCGGGUGCUCCCGUAGUUAUUUGCCCUGACUCAGACCCCGAAAGCAAUACGCCGGUAAGACCGUCAGUUGGCCUGACCAGGCCCGGAACCACUGGCAUUGCCAGUAGAGUGACGAAUGCUCUGGUAUUGUCGGACACUGACUCCGAUCUGGACACCCUGGACAAGCCCCUGGCUAUGCCGUCGAGAUCUGCAAGCACCGUUGCCACCUCGGCAUCGAGCGGGCGUGCGGGAACACUCGAUUUGUCCGACGGUGACUCGGACGGCGAGUCGGAUGUAGGGGGACCCGUGGGCCCUUUUGUUAUCCCCAGCAGGCAAGCACGCCCGGGUUCAUCAACGCACGGGUCAAAGACGAGUCGUACCGGCUCCGUCCUCUCUACGGCGAUCGACCUAUCAAGCGGCGAUGAAUCUGAUUCGGGGGCGGACGGGCAACCGUUCCUCAUCCCGAACAGGCCGGCAAGAGUGGCUACGCCGGUCGCGACUCCGCAGGCUACACCGGUCGCAGCUUCCCAGGCUGGUCAUGCCGUUGCAUAUCCGAAAAUCUCCCCUGCCCGUGCUGCAACGCCAUUGGAUUUGUCAUCGGGUGACGAGGAAAUGGAGUCGAGAGGCAUCGAGCAACCGCUAGUCAUCCCGCCCAGGCCGGCGAGAAUGGCUACGCCUGUCGCCGCUCCGCACCCGGCACGUUCCUCCAGCCGUCCGCAGUUCUCCCCUUCCCUGGGACCCACAACGAUGACCGCCGGUCGUGGGCCACCGCGGGUUCCUGCCCGAUUCGGAAACAUAUUCGGGCUUGGGGCAACUGGCCCAAGGGAUGAAGCUAGGAUGCCUGCCGGGAUGCGAAUUGAACAGGUCUUGCUGGGUAGCAUCCCGGAUGGACAAGAACCGCGGUUUGAAGCUACGUUAUCGAGGGCUAUCCCCCUCGUGGAAGAGUGCUCGGGUGUACGUGCGUUGAGCAGUAGCCCGGCCCAUGACUCCGCCGGGUCUGAACAUGUUGCUGGUCCGUCGGGUUCGAACACUGGUGAAGGUAGCAGUUCUCCAUUCCGGGGGAAUUCCUCUGCAGCCGGGCGAUCGCAGUCCCCCAGCGAGUGGCCCGGGCCGUGGCGCACCGCAGUAUCGCCGGAGGAGGAGGAAUUCCAAGUUGCCCACGGGAUCGUCCGGGGUCCCACAUACGAAGGCCCCCUUCCGACGAUGCUGCGACGGCAGAUGCAGGAGAGCAAUGUCGUGAAGGCGCGAUUGGAGGCACUGCGAGAAAUGAGGAAGGCAAACAGGCAAGGCGGGGAAAUGCUGCUGAGGCUGAAGGAGCGCUGCGGCGCAGAUAAAAAGUAG